AUGGUCAGCAACAAGUCACUGCGCUUCCCCCAAAGUGCUGAGGAAACUACGCCACCAACGCUGAUCCACAAUAAUAAUCCCCAGCUGGAGAACAAACAGCAUCUGGGCGAGGAGAGGAAGGAGCGGGAGGAGUCUCAGCAGGGUGGGCGGCAGAUGGUUACACUGCAGCAGCACUUCUCCAGCAUGGAGGAGACGGUGCGAACGCUAUUACAGAACCAGGACUCACUGGAGGGGCCCAAAGUGGACCCCCUGGACCUCAUGAAAGCAUACAAGGACAAACUGCUGGAGGAGAUGUGGAAGCAGCAGGACAGUCUGGAGGGUCCCACAGCCACAGCAGCAGAGAUGGCUGCCUCGCCCGAGGCCGGCGGAGGGUCGGAGGAAGAUUCAAAGGACAGCAAUCCUCUGCUCGAGCGACUCCGAGCCCUGGAGGCGGAGAACUCUGCUCUGUCGAUGGAAAACGACAACCAGAGGAAGCAGUACGAGCGCUGUCUGGAUGAGGUGGCGAACCAGGUGGUCCAGGCCCUCCUCACACAGAAGGACCUGAAGGAGGAGUGUGUGAAGCUGCGGACACGUGUGUUUGACUUGGAGCAGCAGAACCGCAUACUGAGUGUGCUGUUUCAACAACGGGUCAAGAUGUCCACGAAUCCCGUCUCCCAAAUAUCACAGGGCUAA
Molecule: messenger RNA, 672 nt
Organism: Labrus bergylta (ballan wrasse)
Lineage: Eukaryota; Metazoa; Chordata; Actinopteri; Labriformes; Labridae
Source: RefSeq, a predicted model, not a curated record